This is a messenger RNA of Solanum tuberosum (potato), 1608 nucleotides long. RefSeq names its product probable receptor-like protein kinase At2g42960. Lineage: Eukaryota; Viridiplantae; Streptophyta; Magnoliopsida; Solanales; Solanaceae. Gene Ontology annotation, molecular function: protein kinase activity. The transcript is spliced from 3 exons. Gene Ontology annotation, biological process: protein phosphorylation. The coding region runs from base 21 to 374 and encodes 117 amino acids. The record is from RefSeq and is a predicted model, not a curated record.
UUCUAAAGCAUCACCACAAGAUGUUGGUUUACGAGUAUGUCAACAAUGGAAAUUUGGAACAGUGGCUUCAUGGAGCCAUGCGACACCACAUGCAUCUCACUUGGAAGGCUAGGAUGAAGGUUCUCCUUGGGACAGCAAAAGUGUCUCUGAUUUUGGUCUGGCCAAACUGCUUGGUGCCGGUAAAAGUCAUAUCACAACUAGAGUCAACCUUUGGGUAUGUGGCUCCUGAAUAUGCAAAUACUGGUCUCUUGAAUGAAAAGAGUGAUGUUUAUAGCUUUGGGGUAGUGUUGUUAGAAUCGAUCACAGAGGAAGAGAUCAUGUGGACUAUGGCCGUCCUGCCCAAGAGGUUCGUUAUCCUUCAUACCUUAUCUUAAGAUCUAAUUAGCACACUUGAUGUAAAAAUCUUAUCUGCAUCCUCAUUAUAGAAAAAACUGUAAAACUUAUUGUGCCCAGAUCUUUGGCAGAAUAGAUCUUUAUAUUAAUGCUCGCUUUGCUGGUUUUCUAAUAUUUGUCUCAUUGUCAUUUUCUGUUAAGUUUCCCUUGAGUUUUCUCUGGAUUAUUACUUGUUCUUGAUAUACCAUGUACCAUAACAAAUGUUCACACACUAUUAAUCUUUGAGAAGGAUAUCUGAACCUGGUAAGUGGUAACACAUAUGUGACUAGCCAGUGCCUUUUGGUAUAUGUUGAUUACCAUUCACUUAGUAGAAAGGGGCUGUAUUUUUAAUGUUCUAGCCUAUUAAACAUUAAGCACCAUUUCAUUUGAAAUAAGCAAAGUAUAUGUGUUUUUCUAGGGUUGGAGAUUAUGGUUAGUGUUGUUAAGGUUCUACAAUGAGUAUCUUAACUUCAACUCAUAGUCCAUUCUAUUUUUGGAUCUUUUAUUCUAAAAUCUAUGCUGUUAUUUUCUCUCUUCUCCACUCUUCGGAGAUUUUCUCUUCUCGAGUUGCUGCUUCGAUUUCCAAGUUAACUAUUUCCUUCAAAAUUCCACCAUAUUUUGUUCUUCGGGUUUUGAAAAUGUGGACUUACAUCUGCUCUCCAGAUGUAGGUAUCUUAAUCGUCAAGUCGUUUGAGCUACAUGUAGAGUUCUUAGUCAAUUAGCUUAGUGGGGAAAGCUAACCUUUCAAAUUCAAUUAACCAUAAAUUUUGAUAUGUACUUUCUCUGUUCACAUUUAGUUGUCUACUUCUAAUUUUACAUGGUUCUUAAGAAACAAUGAUUAAUAUGAGUCUUGUUUUACCAUAAUACUCAUAUUAAUUGAUAUCUAUACUUGGAUCUUGAAAAAAUGAUUUGGGGACGAAGUAAUUAAUGUUGAUGGUAAAUUAGGAUUUUUUGGGUUUUGGUCUCUUUUUGAUAUGUUAAAAGUAACAAGUAUAAUCGAAAAUCUAUUUUUUAAAAAUAAUGGACAAGUAAAAGUAAACGGAGGGAAUAACAAGCAAUAAUAAAUUUAACAUCAGUAAUUAAUGUGUAGUUUCUUUGAAUCUUUGUCUGAACUCUGAAGCGAACAAUAUUUUAGGUUAGCCUAAGAGAUGGACUACAAAAUGAGAAGACUCGUUGAAAUUGAGCCUGACCUUAUUAAAUUUUAUUUUACAUAAGUCAUAGUCCUUGACAUUAUUU